AUGGCAGUAGUACCCGUACCCGCGGCAAUUAGGGUUAGUAGGUUGAGGUUCUCACCCACCGUCACUGAACUCCCACUCUCCCACUCUCCCAGUCCCAACCCUCGUUAUCUCUUCCACGUAUCCUUCAAGGUUCAAGCUGCCUGUCGUUCCUCCUCCGCGCCGCCUCUCAGUCCCACAUCCUCUGCGCUCCCUCCGUCCUCCAAGUCGCGCACUAGACAAGCCACCCCCGUGCCUCCUCUGCAUCGUAAUCGAGCCUCGUCUGGCUCCUCCUCGGCGCCGCCUCUCAGUCCCACAUGUUUCUGUAUGGAGUUCAUGGCACUGUGCAACUCACGCAAGGCGAGGGAAUCAAACCCUGCGUGCCAGGUGGAGGUGAAGCGCCGAACCGACGAACACCCGUCGCAGAUCACGGUGACCUUCGUGAACGGCGUCGAGCAAGCCUUCGAUGCGACCUCAACCCCUGCACAGAGCAUAAGGACCAUGAUUCUUGAAAAAGGCCAAACUCUAGAGACCGAGCAGAUGUUUCGAGAAGCUGGUGUGUCGUGGCCCGUCAUCAUUCCCAAAGAAGAGCUAUCUCAGCCCGCACCUGGCGUCAAGCCCAGGAAAGCAGAGGAGAAGAAGCAAUAGUCAUGUAUUGUUGAACCUACCAACAGCCAGAAAAUGUUCCAAUUUUCUCACACAUUCUCUCAUUUUUUUUGGCGGGGAGAGUACAACUGCAGUAAUUUCAUCCUAGAAUUUGUUAAGAAAAUAUGCUCAUGGUGUUCUGUUUUAAUUAAGGAAAUAUGCUAUUAUAUGCAGAAGUUGUUUUGGCUCAUGGUGUUCUAUUUUAAUUUUGAUUUUAUUCUGACUUUGUAAUUGUGUAUUCUGAUUUUUAUGUAUUUAUGAUAUGAUUUAUGUUAAUUUUAGACCCUCAUUAAUUUUAAUUUUAUUGAUAUAGGCGUUUUCGAAUUACUUCAUGGCUAGUAAUGCUAGAGAAGACACACAAAGCAACAGUGUUGCAAACUUUUAAUGAUGAUGAAGAUGUUGAAAGUGAUCAAGAUUAAGGGUUGAAGCUCCUUUUAUAUUUAAUAUUGUAAUUUCUUUAUUAUGGUGUUAAAUUUUUAGUUAUCUAACAAUUUUUUUUUAAAUUUCAAGUUAUUUUAGCUAAUGACAUUGUAUGAAUUUUAUGUUUGUAUUUUAAUUUGUCUAUGAAUUUUAAAUU
Arachis stenosperma is the source of this 1198-nucleotide messenger RNA. RefSeq lists its product as uncharacterized. Gene Ontology annotation, cellular component: mitochondrial large ribosomal subunit. The record is from RefSeq and is a predicted model, not a curated record. NCBI's taxonomy places the organism in Eukaryota, Viridiplantae, Streptophyta, Magnoliopsida, Fabales, Fabaceae. The transcript has 3 exons. Bases 1 to 624 code for a protein of 207 amino acids.